AUGUCUAAAAAUAAAAGUCACACACACACAGAGUUCAGUGAGGGCAGCCCUUCGCCCUCCACCCUGGAGUCUUCCAUGGCAACAGCACCUGUGUAUUCCAUUCAGCCAAUCAAAUUCCCCCCUGACUCUUGAGAACCAGAGUCACAUGAUGAGCAGCACAGCCUUUGACCUUCCUCCGUGUUGUUGUUAUGAUUUUAUUUUUUUAUACAUUUUUUAAUGGAAGCAGAGAUUUCAGUCCAACGGUUUUGGAAAUCAAUCGUCAUCCAGCCAAUGAGUUUAGUUCCAGUGCUGCCAUCUGAUUGGUCAAUUCAGCCAAUUGCUUUUUGUCUGUCUGUUUUUUUUAAUGGUUGUUCAUCUUUUUUUGUUGUUUCAGGGGAAUAUGUCAGAUGUCAUCUCCUGAUGGUUGGAGUGGAUAUGCGCAUCACUUUGACCACAUGGAGGUGCUGAUGGAAACAUGUGAUUAUUGUCAUUAAAAGACAGAAUAAGACAAAAAAUAACAAUAAUGAUGAUAAUAAAUGACUAAUAGAUGUAUGAAUACAUAAAGAGAACUGCUCUUGGCCUGUAAACACACACAGGCAGAUGUUGGAGGCAUCUUUAGUCCAUUCCAGCUGCCUCGGUCCGCGCCUGUCUUUGCGCAUGUCUCUGCCUCCACCUUGGAAAGCAUCGGGGAGGAAGGAGAGGAGGAGAAAAGGAGGCGAGCGCACAAAUACAAUGGUCUCGGAAACUGGCAACGACAAUCUGAAGGCCGACUAUCUCCAGUACGAAGCGAGCUACUCCCCCGACUCAUCCUCUCCGGAAGCCGGCCAGCUGAGCAGGAGGCGGGACACCCAGACCACCAGCGGCAGCAUCAACCCGGAGGAGAGCGGCAGCAUCCGGCCCCUGGUCUCCUCUGCCGCGGCCGCCUCCUGCAUCAUGACAUCGGGGGAGUUCAUGCAGAGCGCCCCGCUGCUGGCGCACCGGACCAAGAGGAGCCUGCUGUACAAGGCGCUCUGCUUCCUGCUGCUCGUCUUCCAGGGCGGCGUCCUGGACUUCUACCUCAUCAUCUUCACCGACCUGUACUGGUGCUCGUGGAUCGCCACGGACCUGGUGGUGAUCUCGGGCUGGGGCAUCUUCUUCAUGAAGAACGCGCGGAGCAAGCGGGAGCGGGCCUGCGGCUUCCACCAGAAGGGCUCCAUCUUCGGCUGCAACCUCGGCGAGUUCACCUACGCCUACCUGGCCUGGCUCAUCUAUGUGAUCGCGUGCACCCCCAAGGUGGUGCUCAUCCUGGAGACCUCCAUCCUGGACCUGGUGGCGCUGAAGGUGCCGUGCGGGGCCACCGGGUUCAAGAUCGUGGUGCUGCUCUCCGCGCCGCUGCUCUACUGCCUCAUCAACUCCAUCAUCGAGGACCUGAACGGGGCCACGCGGCACCACUCCCACAGCUGCUUCCUGGGCACCUGCCUGGACCUGCUGGACAGCUUCACGCUGCUGGAGAUGCUGCUGCGGAGGGAGAUCCCCACCGCCUACCUCAAGUACACCGUCAUCUCCGUGUACUUCGUGGCCCUGGCCGUGCCGGUGGUGUGGCUCUACGCGCUGACCGCGUCCGAGCUGCGCUGCCGGUGGCUGUGGGCGCGCUUCGCCACGGGCCUGCUGGUCAACGCCCCCCUGCUGGUGGUGCGCUGCUUCCAGGUGUACGUGUACGAGAUGCCCGUGUCGGUGUUCAUGUUCAAGAACAUCUUCUUCCUGGCGUGCGCGCUCCUGGAGCUGGUGGAGCAGUGCGCGGCGGUGCGCGGGGUCCGGCGGCUGGCGGGCGGCAGCAACACGGCCCAGUUCUCCCACUGCGUGUCCGAGAACGACAUGUGUCCGCACGGAUACGUCAACACCCUGGCCGUCACCCAGUCGUAGA
Molecule: messenger RNA, 1882 nt
Organism: Hippoglossus stenolepis (Pacific halibut)
Lineage: Eukaryota; Metazoa; Chordata; Actinopteri; Pleuronectiformes; Pleuronectidae
Gene: tmem121b
Product: transmembrane protein 121B
Exons: 1
Coding region: 580-1881 (433 amino acids)
Source: RefSeq, a predicted model, not a curated record